Messenger RNA from Danio aesculapii, 4194 nucleotides. It is a transcript of the gene hoxd4a, whose product is annotated as homeobox D4a. Bases 2102 to 2872 code for a protein of 256 amino acids. NCBI's taxonomy places the organism in Eukaryota, Metazoa, Chordata, Actinopteri, Cypriniformes, Danionidae. The transcript is spliced from 2 exons. The record is from RefSeq and is a predicted model, not a curated record. Gene Ontology annotation, biological process: embryonic skeletal system morphogenesis; anterior/posterior pattern specification; regulation of transcription by RNA polymerase II. Gene Ontology annotation, cellular component: nucleus. Gene Ontology annotation, molecular function: DNA-binding transcription factor activity, RNA polymerase II-specific; RNA polymerase II cis-regulatory region sequence-specific DNA binding.
GUAAAAAUAUAUGACCAAUAAGUCAUGACAGCAUAUGUUAGUAGUACAUUGUAACUUAUUCGACUAAGUUAAUCGUGUUUUAGCUUAAUUUUUGAUAAGAUACGCAAGCUGUUGUAAGUCAGUUUAACAUAAGUUCGAUGAACUCAUAAGGUUACUUUUUAGAUUUUUUCCACAUCUUUUCGAGUGCCUUUGCUGUUUAUUCUUAAGAAUCCCUUACCCAAAGAGCACCGACACAUUAUUUAAGCUAUUUUUUAUAAUUUUUUUGGGCUCAUAAGAUUAAUUGGAUUGAAAAAACUAUUUUUGGGGCUCAUCAGAUUAAUUGGAAUGAAAAAACUAUUGUUGGGGCUAUUUUUGGGGCUCAUCAGAUUAAUUGGAUUGAUCUUAAAAUUUAAGGCAACCAGGAUGUUUUGUUUUUACAGUAUACAGGCUACAUGUGUAAAUUGCGUAUGUAUGUUGGAUGGCACCUGGCAACACAGAUGAUCAUCAAUGAAGAAAAUCAACUGAUAUUCAUAUACUGAUUAUGGAUAUUAUUUUAAUAACUUCUGCUGUGAUGCUUUCUCAAUGAAUACUGUUUUUUUUUAUUGGUGUCGAUGGUUACUUGAUGGACAUUCACCUUGGGCUAUUGAACAUUUCCAUCUCACAAACGUUCUUUACACUCUAAAAAAUGCUAGGUCGGCGUAACCCAAUGUUUGGUCAAUUAUAAACAAACCUCAAAAUUGGGUAAUUUAUUUUACAAAUAACAUUUUUAAUCAAAACGUUUGGGUUGUCUAUAUUUGACCCAAUUUUGGAACACAACCACCCAGCAAUUAAAAAUUCAAAUUCAAAAGAAUGUGUGUUCUUCACAUUAAUAGAACGUGUUCUAUUGAGAGCUUUGAACUGAAUAGAACCCAAAAAUGGUUCCUAUUCUACACUGGUAACAAAUCCUAGUUGCCUUACAUUUUUAAGCUGAAUCAAAUUAGCCUUGUGAGUCCAAAAAUCCAAAAUUAAACAAAAAGUGUUCAGGUGUAGCUUUACUAAUGUGUCGGUGCUCUUUGGAUAAGGUAUUUAUCAGAAUAAACAGCAAAAAUCAGUGCAAGGCACUCGAAAAAUGUGGAAAAAUAUAUAUAUUUUAAAAAGUAACCUUGUACGCCUCAUGAGUCAUUGAACUUAUAUUAUGUCAAACUGACCUAAAACCGCUUGCGUAGCUUACAAAAUUAAGUUAAAACAUGAUUAAUUUAGUUUAAUAACCUAAAAACAUAAUUAAAGACUAAUUGAUCACAGAACUUUCUACAGUGUAGAGUAUUGCAGUCAAAUCCCCAUUUUGAAAUCUUUUUAUAAAGUCUCGUGAACAUUUUAACCUUUUAAACGCCACAUCCUACAGUUUCGUUCCUCUUACAAGACGCAGGGAGCAGUAAUUAACAUUAGUAAUAUUUCUGUAUGAAUGUUAACUUACUCUGCUCCCUGAUCUUACCUUGCGAGCUGCCAUACGGUUAUUCUCUUUUAUGUGCUGUUUGAUUAUUGAUUGGCACGGCGCAUUGAUGGCGAACCAGGGCGCCCUAUACAGCGAGCUGAAAGGAUGAGAAGCGCUGGAACGAUGAGACUCCAGUAACUUCUGUGUGACCUCUACAUGACAAAGCCGGUCUUCAUCAAUUGUCUGCAGGCUUUAUGUGUCUCUUUUUGUGCCCUGGACCGUUUUUAUCUUUUGUAUUGUUUUGUUUUUACCAGUCAAAAUGCCUGGGCUGGGUUUGAUUUAGCUUAGUUGAAUAUUAAUUUACCAAAAAUGUUACACACACACAUACAUGCUUGGAUAUGUGGCAUAGGAACAUGUUAUUAUGAUAACAUCUAAUGUGUAAAGAGAGAUCCUCCCAUUUGAUGAUGAUGAUGAUGCAUGAGUCCUAGCACUGUUUUCCUCCUUGUCUCUUUGUUUUUUAUGGGUAUUUAAUCAAUUAAAUGUAAUAUUAUGUUAUUUCCAUGUUAAUUGAGAGAUAAUGUGAAGUUUGUAAAAAUCACUACUAGGUGUGCACAGCUUCUUCUCGGUUGAUGAAGUCCCUCCACCUCGAUUGGCCAAGCUGGUCACAUGGUAGGCUAACUUUAUUCAGUUGACAGCAAGUAGGAGGGCUUUAUGGAGGGAGGAAAAAAAGACAACUCGAGAAAAAUUAGUAUUUCCUACCUUCAGAAAUUAAUGGCCAUGAGUUCGUACAUGGUGAACUCCAAGUAUGUGGAUCCCAAAUUUCCUCCUUGCGAGGAAUAUUCUCAGAACAGCUAUAUACCUGAACAGAGCCCAGGCUACUACAGUCCGUCGCAGGACACUGAUUUCCAGCAUCCCGGAAUCUAUUCACGGUCAAACUACUCUGAACAGCCUUACAGUUGUAACACUGUGCAGGGCUCGUCGGUGCAGCCGCGGGGUCAUGUGCAGGAUCAAGCCAGCACCCCUAGCCCCUUCCCUGCACAGACAGAGCAGUGUCCCGCGGUCCAGAUUUCCGGACCGAGGACUUGUGGACAACAGCAAAACACAAAGACCCAGAACGGGAUACCAGCCAAGCAGCCUGCUGUAGUUUACCCGUGGAUGAAGAAAGUGCACGUUACUACGGUGAACCCGGAUUACACAGGACCCGAACCCAAACGUUCUCGGACAGCCUACACAAGACAGCAGGUUCUCGAACUAGAAAAGGAGUUUCAUUUUAACAGGUAUCUAACAAGACGACGUCGCAUCGAGAUCGCGCACACGCUCUGUCUUUCUGAACGACAGAUUAAAAUCUGGUUUCAGAACAGGAGAAUGAAAUGGAAAAAGGAUCACAAACUACCAAACACGAAAGGAAGAUCGGCAUCAGUUGCAAAUCAGCAUGCACAACACGCUCAGAAGGACAGCCCGACAGAGAUCACAACUUUAUAAGUGGAUAUCUCUCCCUCCCUCCAGAUGUACAGAUGAACUGUAUGUAAUAGACAAUGCUUCAUUUGACAUUGCAUGGUAGAAAAUCAUGACAUAUUGGGUCUAAGUGCCAAAAACUGAGAAGCUGAAGCACACACCAUGACUAAACGCAGCGUAAAAUCUGCUUUGCGUUAAAACACCCCAAAUUCCCAAUAUUUCAAAUAUUAUAACCCUUUGUAUGAGAGGCAAAGAGGAUAUGAGGCAUCGAAAGACCACGAGGUACAGUAAAACGUCAUAAAGCUUACGAUUUUACACAAACUUGCCAAAUUUAUGUGAGAGCAUGGUCUUUUUAGUGACACAAUUUUAUUCACUAUUUUGAAAAAACUGUAUUUUAAUCGACGUUUUCCUUUAUUAAAGGCAUUAUGGCAGGUUUACGCCUGUGGCGCGUCAGUUUAUCUUAACUUAAUCGUCAGACAGAACUUAAGCAAGGCAAUGCCCUUCGUAUAAUUAACUAUGAAUGUUUACGGCUUUGUCGCAUUAAAGUCGACUGGGUGCAAGUAAUAAAAACGAAAUAAAAUGAGUUUAAUGCUAAAAAAAAUAUUCGUUGCCUGGUGAAAUUAUUUAUUCGUAAACUAAAAGGUGAACAAAAUAUUUCCUCUUACUGUGCGCGCCUCGUCUGCUUCCUAAAGACUAUUUCACUCAUUAAUUUUUAACUUGUUCGUGUAAGUUUUGUUAAAAAUUCGUUACAGAUGAUUCUCAGUUGUUUACUGCAGCCUCUUGUCCUUUUUAAUUCAAUAAAAAUACAUAUAUUUUGACACGAAUAUUCCUUGCCUUACACUCCACUAUAAACCCCGCUCGGCAUCUCUGUAAACAAUAUCUGUUACAUCUAUUACAAUAUAUCUUCGUAAUAUAUUGUAAAACAAAUCUGUCUUCCAAAUGUUGCCUGAAAUUCUUGAAAAGCAGCUUUUUAUUUUGCAUUUUAGACACACGUUUAGCCCUCCAGAUGUUUGAACCUUCUAUUUAUUAAAUAUAAUGUUAAAAGCUUUAUGUUCGAUGUGAACGUAAUUAUCAGUUUCAUAAUUAUCAAACUGCGUUUUUAAGUUCUUAUAUAUGUAUAUAUUUCUGUAUAUUGUGCAUAUUUUCUACAGGCAUAUUUUGCAGUAAUUAAAUAAAUAUUAUGCAGAGGUAAUGGACUGCUUCAUGUUGUGUUUUAAAGAAACUUUUGAGAUGGGAGGACGCGUUUGAUCAAGCACUUUCAUACAUGUUGUGUUAUUUUAGAAGGGGGAAUUUUGGUGUUGAAACCGAAAUGGUUUUCCAGCAGUGAUUAAACUUAGACGCUCUGCUAU